Messenger RNA from Leptosia nina, 3126 nucleotides. NCBI's taxonomy places the organism in Eukaryota, Metazoa, Arthropoda, Insecta, Lepidoptera, Pieridae. The record is from the annotation of a GenBank genome assembly.
AUGGCAGACCCAGGUUAUUACCACAGUGAUUAUAUUCGUCACCCAGUCCUUUAUGAACUGGGUGUCAAGUAUGGAAUUAAGACGGAAUGUAUUCCAGAAAUAGCAUUGCCGUCUAAGUUGGAAGAACUCAAGGAUGUUAUACGUAGGGAAAUACGUAAAGAGUUGAAAAUAAAGGAAGGUGCAGAGAAAUUGCGUGAAGUUGCUACAGACCGAAGAUCACUCUCCAAUAUAUCAAAUCUUGUAAAACAAGCUAAUAUUAAGUUAAAUGAGUUAAAAGCUGACCUACAAGAGUUAGAAUCCCAAUUGUUGCUGUCACGCGGUCAGUCAACACCAACGUCUCCUGAAGACCUAUCCUAUGAUGAAGAAAUCAUUUUGGCUUCAGAAGCAGCACAGCAGCAGCGCCAGCUCGGCGAAGGUACCACUGAUCGCAAACUUGCUUCACUUGAAAAACAGCUGAAUAUUGAACUUAAAGUUAAGCAGGGAGCAGAGAACAUGAUACAGAGCAUAACUAGCAGCAACCAGUCCAGAGACAAAAAAUUGCUUGCUGAAGCUCACCAAAUGCUUGCAGAUUCUAAAGCUAAAAUAGAAUAUCUCAAACUAAGGAUAUCUAAAAUUUCUAAACAACAAAAAGGAGAUAUUGCAGGGGCUAACGGUGAUGGCAGAAACACGGAUAAUAUAAGUGGAGUUGAUCCUCUACUUGAUGAAAGAAUUGCUGAGUUGAGAAAUCGUCUGCGUAUAGAAGCCGCUGUUGUAGAAGGAUCUAAAAAUGCCAUACGACUCUUACAGAGUGAUAAAAAAGUUACUGAUAAGAAAGCUUUACAUGAAGCUCAAACUAACUUGUUAGAGUCAACCCAGAAGUUGGAUUUAUUACGUAGAUCAUUAGAUAUGCGUCGCCAGGAAUUGCCAGCAGAGAGUGCAGCAUUCAUAGAACUAGGACAUGAAUUACGAAGCACAGGAUCCAGUCCAGGAUAUGUUAGUUUGUCUGGUGCAACAAAUGCCAGACCACCAUUUAUUUCACCAGCUCCAUUAAUUAGCCCCUGUGUACAAGUCACUGGGACCUUAGAGGUCAGGCUAAUGGGAUGUCAAGAUUUACUUGAAGAUGUGCCAGGACGCAGUCGUAGAGAUCCCUUGGCUAGUCCCUCAGAUCUGAAGUCUUUUGUAAAAGGGGUUGCAAUUCGAAACUCAAUGAAAUAUACAUACAGCAUCAAGGAAGAUACAAGCAAUGAAAUUAUGGCAGUGAUGAAACUUGAUAAUCACACUGUUGCUCAGACAAGUUGGCGUCCAUGCUCGCAACAAGCCUGGGAUCAGAGAUUCACAAUUAAGCUGGAUAAAUCCAGGGAGCUCGAAAUUGGAAUACAUUGGAAAGAUUGGCGUGGUCUAUGUGCUGUAAAAUUCCUUAGACUAGAAGAAUUCAUUGAUGAUAUUAGACAUGGAAUGGCCUUGGAGUUGGAACCUCAGGGCUUAUUAUUUGCAGAGAUUAAAUUUUUAAAUCCUAUAAUAUCUAGGAAACCAAAACUUCAGCGUCAGAGAAAAAUCUUUAAACAGCAAGGCAAAAAUAUUCCACGAACUUCUCACGGCGAAAUGCAUAUACCGGCUGUUGUGUUAGGUAGGUUGUUGAAGCGUUCGUCUCCAUCAGUACAAAAUAUACAGAACGCACUCAAUCAAUCUCAGCAACAUAACUUCGAGAUACAUGACAAUAAAGAUUUUGAAACUACCAAUGCUACUUUUACGGGCAUGGCUGGUGUGAGACCGUUAGGUCUACCAUCGACACCCUCAAUACCACAAGUGCCUGUUAUACCACCACCUAAACCGACUCUGCCUUUACAACCUCCUCCAAAUGUAUCUACACUUCGAAUGGAAAAAGAGUUGCAAGAAGCUUUUGCAUUUUUGGAAGAUUCUUACACUAGAGAUAACUAUAUUUCUAAAGACCCACAGUCUUCGGCUUGUAAUACUCCAUUAGUAGAAUACCCUCCAUCUCCAUCACCUAAGUUGGUAUUAGAAUACCCGAGUAGUGAGGACCAAAUUGUUGAAAUAACAAGUAAUAUGCGUUUGUCAUCAUCGCGAUCAUCGUCUGUUAUUGAAACACUAAGUAAAGAAACUGACUCCAGAAGGCAGUCAGGUGAAAUGUCAAUGAACAGCUUCAGACUACUGAGUGUUCUGGGUAGGGGACACUUUGGUAAAGUUAUAUUAGCUCAGUACAAACCAACCAAUGAAUAUUUUGCCAUUAAAGCUUUAAAAAAAGGAGAUAUUAUUGCCAGAGAUGAAGUUGAUUCACUGUUAUCAGAAAAGCGUAUUUUCGAAGUAGCUAACGCUAUUCGGCAUCCUUUCCUAGUUAACCUGUUUGCGUGCUUUCAAACUGAACAACAUGUCUGUUUCGUUAUGGAGUAUGCAGCUGGUGGCGACCUUAUGAUGCACAUACAUGCAGAUGUAUUUACAGAACCCAGAGCAGUAUUCUAUGCAGCUUGUGUAGUAUUAGGCCUACAGUAUUUACACGAAAACAAUAUUAUCUAUAGGGAUUUGAAAUUGGACAAUCUACUACUUGAUACAGAAGGCUACGUAAAAAUAGCUGACUUUGGACUAUGCAAGGAAGGAAUGGGCUGGGGCGAUCGUACUGGCACUUUUUGUGGCACUCCCGAGUUUCUUGCCCCUGAAGUUCUGACAGAGACAUCAUAUACGAGAGCAGUGGAUUGGUGGGGUCUUGGUGUUCUCAUUUUCGAAAUGUUGGUUGGUGAAUCACCAUUCCCUGGUGAAGAUGAAGGAGAAGUAUUUGAUUCUAUUGUGAAUGACGAAGUACGUUACCCUAGGACUUUAUCUUUAGAAUCGAUUGCUCUUAUGCGUCGUUUAUUAAGGAAAAAUCCGGAAAGGCGCUUAGGAUCCUCUGAACGUGAUGCUGAAGAUGUAAAGAAACAAGCUUUCUUCAGGAAUGUUGAUUGGGAACAGUUACUUUUGCGAAAAGUAAAACCGCCGUUUGUGCCAACGAUAAAUAAUUUAGAAGAUGUCAGUAAUUUUGAUAGUGAGUUCACAUCCGAAGCAGCUGUUCUCACUCCUCCCAAAGAACCGAGACCUUUAAGUACCACUGACCAUAAACUGUUCUCCGACUUCACAUACAUGGCAGACUGGUGCUAG